CGAGGAAGGAGAAAACUGGCCGCCGAGGGUGGUCGACGGAGUCACGCAACGGCGAGCCGAGGCCCGGGAGGAGAGAGGCAACGACGUCGGGCAACCGCCGAUUGUUUCCGAAGCAAAUCAGUCAGUCUGCAGAAUGAAGUGUCCGGCGUGGCUCGUUCUCGCUCUGUUCCCGCAGUUGUUCGCCGGGAUACCGGUUACGCGGUCCCAGAGGACCCACGCGCGACAGGGCCUUGGUCGCGAGCAGCCCGUGGUCAACAUCCCGGACCAAGGAUCGCUCGCCGGCAAGGAGGUGCCGAUGAGCCGGCCGCCGAAAGUGAUACAGUACUUGGGCAUACCGUAUGCCCAGCCGCCGGUCCGCAAGCUACGGUUCAUGGCGCCGGUUACGGAGCCUCUGCCGUCGUGGAACGGGAUCAGGAACGCGACGCAAUUCGCGCCGUCCUGCCAGCAGGUGACCAACAGGCUGAAACUGCACGAGAAGCUGUACCAGAGGCUGCUGCCGACCGAUCAACCCGAUCCCGAGGUCAGCGAGGAUUGCCUCUACCUGAACAUCUUCAUGCCCGGCGGAAACAAACCGGACGACGGAUGGCCGGUGAUGGUGUGGUUCCACGGUGGUGACUUCAACACCGGCACGCCCGCCAUUUGGGACGCGUCGGUCUUCGUCAACAAGCAGAAGGUGCUAGUGGUCACGGUGGCCUAUCGGCUGAACAUCCUGGGCUACUUCACGACGACGGACGCGGAGGCGCCCGGUAACUACGGCAUGUUGGACCAGAUCGCGGCGUUGGACUGGGUGCAGAAGAGGAUCCAGUACUUCAACGGGUCCCCGUCGAACGUGGUGAUCUACGGGCACAGUUCCGGCGCGAUCAGCGUGGGCCUGCAUCUGAUCAGUCCGAUGAGCAAGGGCAAGUUCUCGAAGGCGAUCGCGAUGAGCGGGGACGCGAUCAGCUCGGUGGGCUCGCCCCGGGCGGAGCUGCCGGUGGUGGACAUCAUCGCCGAGAAGUUCGGCUGCUACCGGCGUCCGACGUCCGCGCUGAUGGAGUGUCUUCGCCGGGUGGAGGUGAACAUCCUGGUGCGCGAGUCCUCGGACAUCGAGACGUGGGGGCCGAUAGUGGACGCCGAGACGACCAACCAGACGGAGCCGUUCCUGCCGAUGCACCCCCGGGACGCCCUGGAGACCGGUCAGCUGAACAGCGUGCCUCUGCUGGUCGGCUACACCAAGAACGAGCAGGCCCUGGCGUACAUGGAGUCGCUGGGCAAGGGCAACCCGGACGGCAAGCUGUCCCCGAGCAAGUUCGAGAUGCUGAUCAACGACGAGUUCCUCUCGGCGAUCUCGUGCAUGGAGGACAACUCGACCUGCGAGACCAAGCCCGAGACGGUGGCCGACGCGGUGCUGUUCUUCUACAAGCCGCAUCCGCCGAGCAGGAACCAGAGCGUCCUGCGGGACAGAUACUUGGACCUGCUAACCGAGAAGAACUUCGCCGCCGGGCUGACUCUGCUGGCCGGUAAGGUCGGCAGCGAGAAGCCCGCGUUCGUCUACAGGUUCGACUAUCGGCCCAAGACCCAGUACAUCACCAACGACGUGCCCGAGUGGGUCGGUGUCCCUCACAUGUUCGAGCUGCCGUUCGUCUGGGGCCUGCCCCUGGUACCCGGCACCUCGAUCCAGUGGAACUUCGGCGACAAACAGAUGGCCGAGGUGAUGAUCAUGAUGCUGGCAAGCUUCGCCAGGUCGGGCAACCCCUCGCUCACGAACAAUAAAUGGGAGCCGUACACCGAGGAGAAGCCCGGUAUCCUGAUCAUCGACAGGAACAUCGACAUGAGCGACGGGAACGACGUCGAUUACAAGGCGCUCGACUUCUGGAACGAGUACUACCCCAGGCUGCUCCAGGAGGCGAUGGACAACUGUUGCAAUGUGACCAGUAGCGCCGCCACGUGGAGGGUUGCAAGCCCCAACGGUAUCGCUAUCGGCAGCCUCGCGGUAGCAACGAUGCGGUGCCGUCUCGUUUGGUAGGCGACAUCAUCAUCUCCGGGGCUGUUGUUGUAGGAUAUCUCUUUCUUUGUACAUGCUCGAUGGGGCUUCUUGCGGACGUUGGUCAACUGGGGGAUAUAUUUUGAUAUAUAUAUAUGUAUAUGUAUAUGUAUAUGUACACGAGUGGCUCCUUUGUGUGCUGCUGACAUCUAUUGUACACUUUUUCCUCGAUUAGCUACUUUACAAGUUCUCAGUCCUGCUUAGAUAGUUUUCUGGUUCCUCCGCCGAGUCUUCUUCUACGGAACUAACGGAGCUCUCUCGGUGACUCCAUCGCGCGUGGGAAAGGCCUGCCGAUGCAUAAACAUUUUUCGUUAACAUACGGACAUCGGGGGGGAUAGUAGGAGCCGACGCGAAAAUACAACCGAAACACGCCCGUCCAUCGAGGAUCGAUGCAAUCGGGAACGCCUGAAUGGUUUAAACGCAGGCUGCAGUCUUUCGGGAUCGAUUUCUCCGUAGCGUCGCGAUUUUCUACGGACGCUUUUCUCUGAUCGCGCUACAUUCAACGAAUCGUCGGUUAAUCGAAGAAGAAGAGAGAAAGAGAGAGAGAGAGACUACGUUGUAGAGGAAAUUGUUUAAAUACAGUCUACGAUGAUUGAAAGCUAAUUUAUAGGAUUUCCUCCGUAGUUUCGUUAUGGAGGAAAAGAAA
Messenger RNA from Megalopta genalis, 2669 nucleotides. Its product is annotated as carboxylesterase 5A. Lineage: Eukaryota; Metazoa; Arthropoda; Insecta; Hymenoptera; Halictidae. The record is from RefSeq and is a predicted model, not a curated record.